UCGAGUCCGCUGCUGUUCCAAUAGGCCUAUCUCACAACUUCCUGGUUCGGCGUUCGAUUUUGCCUUCACCGGGUAAAGUGACUUCCGGUCGCGUAGUCCAUGAUAUUUGACGAUGGCGCAGUCAAAAAACAAGAGCUUCUGUUGUGUACCUCUAUGCGCCAAUUCCAAACAAAAACAACCGUAUUUGCAUUUCCACGACUUCCCAACUAAUACAGACCAAAGACAGCAGUGGGUCAGGGCGAUCAGACGGGAUGAAGGACUUAAUUUCGUGAUUCAGAAGGGGAGUACACUGGUCUGUAGUCGGCAUUUCUCAGCGGCUGAUUAUACCGACGGGAGUGCUAGGCUGAAUACUGGAGCUGUUCCCAGUCGUUUUGACUGGAACAGCUACACCACAGCCCUGAAGAAAACAGAUGUGUAUAAACGGGUGUCAGCUCGAAAAGCUGAAGGAGAGGACAAAGCCCAAACGGAACGGAGAGGUACCGGAGAACAUGACUACGCGACACGACCACCUGCCGAAGACUGCAAUGCCUUUGUAGACCGCAGCACACAGCGCGGCGCCACCUCGGAGAGUCUGGGUGUGGACGCCCCUGGCUCCUCCCACAUUUCAAGUCACACUGAGGAAAUGAAGAUCCUGUGCGUCCACGGAAAAGGGGAGGGCCCUCUGGCGACGGACGGCCAUGACACCCUCUUCACCGCGUCAGAAGUGGAGGCCCUGAACUCGCUGUCUGCGGACCACAGCGCGGCCAAGAGCCUGGAGCGCGGCGAGCGGCUGGUCUGCCACGAGGAGCUGAGUGUGCAGCAGCAGACCCCAGACACCAUUUCAAUCAAGCUUGAAGAGGAUGUUGAUGGAGGCAUGCCUGCUGGAGAAGACGGCGGCGGCAAUGACAUCAGAGACUGCAGCACGCAGCGCGGUGCGGCGAGUGAGGACGCUACUGGCUCCUCCCACAUGUCAAGUCACAGCGGGAAGCUGCGCAUCCUGAGCGUCUACGGACAAGGGGAGGGCCCACUGGCGGUGGACGGCCAUGAAACCCUCUUUGCCGCGUCAGAACUGGAGGCCUUGAGCUCGCUGUCCGCUGACCACAGCGUGGCCAAGAGCCUGAACUGCAGCGUGCUGCUCGUCCGCCUUGAGGAGCCGUCUGGGCAUCAGGGCGGCCGCAAGGGCCGGCCCGGUGUCUUGUGUGGCAAGGUUAUUCCCAACAAUGCCAUCCACACCGACGAGAAGCCGUACGGUUGCGACGAAUGCAUGAAGCGCUUCAGUCGGAAAGGCUACCUGAAACGCCACAUGAUGGUUCACUACGGGAAGAAGCCCUACAGUUGUGACAAAUGCACUAGGCGCUUCCAAUGGCAAUGUGAACUUAAGCUCCACUUGACGGCUCACUCCGGCCUGAAGCCCUACAGGUGUGACCAAUGCAUGAAGCUCUUCAGUCAGAAAUGCACUCUGAAGCGUCACAUAAGGAGCCACUCCGGUGUGAAGCCCUACAAGUGCGACCAAUGCACGAUGAGCUUCACUGUGAAAGGCACCCUGAAGAUCCACAUGAGGACUCACUCCGGGGAGAAGCCCUACAAGUGCGACGAAUGCACAAAGCGCUUCAGUCAGAAAGGCAGCCUGAAGCUCCACAUGAGAACUCACUCCAGGGAGAAGCCUCACAAGUGUGACCAAUGCGUGAAGUGCUUCAGUCAUAUUUUCGACCUGAAUGCCCACAUGAUGACUCACACCGGGGAGAAGCCCUACAAGUGCGACCAAUGCGAAAAGCGCUUCAGUCAGAAAGGCAACCUGAAGUCCCACAUGAGGACUCACUCCGGGGAGAAGCCCUACAAGUUCGACCAAUGCAUGAAGGGCUCAGUGGCGGAGCUAGAACAUUUUCACUGGGAUGGCCAGGAGGAUUGCGCUGCUUUUGGAGACCGUAGCACGCAGCGCGGCGCCACCUCGGAGAGUCUGGGCGUGGACGCCCCUGGCUCCUCCCACCUGGCCAGACACAGGGAGGAGCUGAAGAUUCUGAUCAUCCAUGAAAAAGGGGAGGGUAGACUGGCGAUAGACGGCCAUGACACCCUCUUCACCCCGUCAGAAGUGGAGGCCCUGAACUCGCUGUCUGCGGACCACAGCGCGGCCAAGAGCCUGGAGCGCGGCGAGCGGCUGGUCCACCGCGAGGAGCUGAGUGUGCAGACGCAGACCCCAGCCACCAUUUCAAUAAAGCUUGAAGAGGAUGUUGAUGGAGGUAUGCCCGCUGUAGAAGACUGCAAUGCCUUUGGAGGCCGUAGCACGCAGCCCGGCGCCACCUCGGAGAGUCUUGGUGUGGACGCCCCUGGCUCCUCCCGCAUGUCCAGUCGCAGCAAGGAGCUGAAGAUCCUGAGCGUCCACGGACAAGGGGAGGGCCCACUGGCGGUGGACUGCCUUGACACCCUCCUCGUUAAGUCAGAGCCGGAGGCCUUGAGCUCGCUGUCCGCUGACCACAGCGUGGCCAAGAGCCUGAACUGCAGCGUGAGGCUCGUCCGCCUUGAGGAGCUGACGGCAUCAGGGCGGCCGCAAGGGCCGGCCCGGUGUCUUGUGCGGAAAGGUUAUUCCCAACAAUGCCAAUAUGAUCGUCCACAGGAUGACUCACUCUGGGGAGAAGCCCUACAAGUGCCUCGGAAGAAGCAGUGGGUUAAUGGUAUUGUCUCUGGAAAUGCGCCAGUCUGCGCAAAACAUUUCACUGACCACUGCCUCCUCAACUUGGGCCAAUGCAGAGCUGGACUUGCUCAAUGUCGGAAAAGCAAGUCUAGCUCAGUAACAAACCUCCUUGGCUCGGCUACAAACCUCGAAAAAGACAUUAGAUCAAGUGCUUACAUUCAGCAGCUUCUCUCAAGGGAUGUUGCCUGCCAGUCAGACCACCUGGAAACGCAUACUGUAGGCUCACAGCUAUCCUUAAAGACUUUAAAGCCCCAUUUUACAAGUGAAGAAGACUGCGAUGCCUUUGUAGACCGCAGCACGCAGCGCGGCGCCACCUCGGAGAGUCUGGGUGUGGACGCCCCUGGCUCCUCCCACAUUUCAAGUCACACUGAGGAAAUGAAGAUCCUGUGCGUCCACGGAAAAGGGGAGGGCCCUCUGGCGACAGACGUCCAUGACACGCUCUUCACCGCGUCAGAAGUGGAGGCCCUGAACUCGCUGUCUGCGGACGACAGCGCGGCCAAGAGCCUGGAGCGCGGCGAGCUGCUGGUCUGCCGUGAGGAGCUGAGUGUGCAGCAGCAGACCCCAAACACCAUUUCAAUCAAGGUUGAGGAGGAUAUUGGUGGUGGCAGUCCUUCUGUAGAAGACGGCAUUGACAUCAGAGACUGCAGCACGCAGCGCGGCGCCACCUCGGAGAGUCUGCGUGUGGACGCCCCUGGCUCCUCCCACAUGUCAAGUAACAGCGGGGAGCUGCGGAUCCUGGGCGUCUACGGACAAGGGGAGGGCUCACUGGCGGUGGACGGCCAUGACACCCUCUUUGCCGCGUCAGAACUGGAGGCCUUGAGCUCGCUGUCCGCUGACCACAGCGUGGCCAAGAGCCUGAACUGCAGCGUGCGGCUCGUCCGCCUUGAGGAGCUGACUGGGCAUCAGGGCGGCCGCAAGAGCCGGCCCGGUGUCUUGGGUGGCAAGGUUAUUCCCAACAAUGCCAAUAUGGUCCACACCCACGAGGAGCUGUACGUGUGCGACCAAUGCAUGAUGUGCUUCAGUCGAAAAGGCUACCUGAAGGUCCACAUGAGGACUCACACCGGGGAGAAGCCGUUCAGGUGUGACCAAUGCACGAAGCGCUUCAGUCAGAGCGGGUCCCUGAAGGUCCACAUGAGGACUCACUCCGGGGAGAAGCCGUACAAGUGUGCCCACUGCAUCAAGUGCUUCAGUCAGAACGGGGCGCUGAAGGUCCACAUGAGGACUCACUCCGGGGAGAAGCCCUACAAGUGUGACCAAUGCCCGAUGAGCUUCAGUCUGAAAAGCCACAUGAAGGGCCACAUGAGGACCCACUCCGGGGAAAAUCCCUAUAAGUGUGACCAAUGCACGAUGCGAUUCAGAAAGGAAAGCCACCUGAAGAUCCACAUGUGGACUCACGCUGGGGAGAAGCCCUACAGGUGUGACCUAUGCAUGAUGCGCUUCAGAAAGAAAAGCUACCUGAUGAUCCACAUGAUGACUCACUCCGGGGAGAAGCCCUACAAGUGUGACCAAUGCACGAAGCGCUUCGGAGAGAAAUCCAAGCUGAAGCGUCACAUGAGGACUCACUCCGGCGGGAAGCCGUACGGGUGCGACCAAUACAUGAAGAGCUCAGUAGAGGAGCAAGAACAUUUUCAGUGGCAUGGCCAGGAAGUCUGCGAUGCCUUUGGAGACCGUAGCACGCAGCGCGGCGCCACCUCGGAGAGUCUGGGUGUGGACGCCCCUGGCUCCUCCCACCUGGCCAGUCACCGGGAGGAGCUGAAGAUUGUGAUCGUCCACGAAGUAGGGGACGGUCAACUGGCGGUGGACGGCCAUGACACCCUCUUCACCGCGUCAGAAGUGGAGGCCCUGAACUCGCUGUCUGCGGACCACAGCGCGGCCAAGAGCCUGGAGCGCGGCGAGCGGCUGGUCUGCCGCGAGGAGCUGAGUGUGCAGCAGCAGACCCCAGACACCAUUUCAAUCAAGGUUGAAGAGGAUAUUGGUGGAGGCAUGCCCGCUGGAGAAGACGGCAUUGACAUCAGAGACUGCAGCACGCAGCGCGGCGCCACCUCGGAGAGUCUGCGUGUUGACGCCCCUGGCUCCUCCCACAUGUCAAGUCACAGCGGGGAGCUGCGGAUCCUGGGCGUCUACGGACAAGGGGAGGGCCCACUGGCGGUGGACGGCCAUGACACCCUCUUUGCCGCGUCAGAACUGGAGGCCUUGAGCUCGCUGUCCGCUGACCACAGCGUGGCCAAGAGCCUGAACUGCAGCGUGAGGCUCGUCCACCUUGAGGAGCUGACUGGGCAUCAGGGCGGCCGCAAGAGCCGGCCCGGUGUCUUGGGUGGCAAGGUUAUUCCCAACAAUGCCAAUAUGAUCCACACCCACGAGGAGCCGUACGUGUGCGACCAAUGCAUGAUGUGCUUCAGUCGAAAAGGCUACCUGAAGGUCCACAUGAGGACUCACUCCGGGGAGAAGCCGUUCAGGUGUGACCAAUGCACGAAGCGCUUCAGUCAGAGCGGGUCCCUGAAGGUCCACAUGAGGACUCACUCCGGGGAGAAGCCGUACAAGUGUGCCCACUGCAUCAAGUGCUUCAGUCAGAACGGGGCGCUGAAGGUCCACAUGAGGACUCACUCCGGGGAGAAGCCCUACAAUUGUGACCAAUGCCCGAUGAGCUUCAGUCUGAAAAGCCACAUGAAGGGCCACAUGAGGACCCACUCCGGGGAAAAUCCCUAUAAGUGUGACCAAUGCACGAUGCGAUUCAGAAAGGAAAGCUCCCUGAAGAUCCACAUGUGGACUCACCCUGGGGAGAAGCCCUACAGGUGUGACCUAUGCAUGAUGCGCUUCAGAAAGAAAAGCUACCUGAUGAUCCACAUGAUGACUCACUCCGGGGAGAAGCCCUACAAGUGUGACCUAUGCACGAUGCGCUUCAGAAAGAAAAGCCACCUGAAGAUCCACCUGAUGAUUCACUCCGGGGACAAGCCCUACAAGUGUGACCAAUGCACGAAGCGCUACACUCAUAUUUCCGCCCUGAAGACACACAUGAGGACUCACACCGGGGAGACGCCCUUCAAGUGUGACCAAUGUACGAAGCGCUUCAGUCUGAAAGGCACCCUGAACAGACACAUAAUGUCUCACUCCGGGGAGAAGCCCUACAAGUGUGACCAAUGCACGAAGCGCUUCGGAGAGAAAUCCAAGCUGAAGCGUCACAUGAGGACUCACUCCGGCGGGAAGCCGUACGGGUGCGACCAAUACAUGAAGAGCUCAGUGGUCGAGCAAGAACAUUUUCAGUGGGAUGGCCAGGAAGACUGCGAUGCCUUUGGAGACCGUAGCACGCAGCGCGGCGCCACCUCAGAGAGUCUGGGUGUGGACGCCCCUGGCUCCUCCCACCCGGCCAGUCACAGGGAGGAGCUGAAGAUUAUUAUUGUCCACGGAAAAGGGGAGGGCCCACUGGCGGAGGACGGCCAUGACAACCUCUUCACCGCGUCAGAAGUGGAGGCCCUGAACUCGCUGUCUGCGGACCACAGCGCGGCCAAGAGCCUGGAGCGCGGCGAGCGGCUGGUCUGCAGCGAGGAGCUGAGUGUGCAGCAGACCCCAGACACCAUUUCAAUCAAGGUUGAAGAGGAUAUUGGUGGAGGCUGGCCCGCUGUAGAAGACUGCGAUGCCUUUGGAGACAGUAGCACGCAGCGCGGCGCCACCUCUGAGAGUCUGGGUGUGGACGCCCCUGGCUCCUCCCUCAUGUCCAGCCACAGCGAGGAACUGAAGUUCCUGAGUGUCUAUGUAAAAAGGGAGGGCCCACUGGCGACGGACGGCCAUGACACCCUCUUCACAGCGUCAGAAGUGGAGGCCCUGAACUCGCUGUCCGCUGACCACAGCGUGGCCAGAAGCCUGAACUGCAGCGUGCGGCUCGCCAACCUUGAGGAGCUGACUGGGCAUCGGGACGGCCGCAAGGGCCGGCCCGGUGUCUUGUGUGGCAAGGUUAUUCCCAACAAUGCCAAUAUGAUCGUCCCCAUGAGGACCCACAACGACGAGAAGCCGUACAGGUGCGACCAAUGCAUGAAGCGCUUCCAACGGCAAUGCCUCCUGAAGCGCCACAUGAUGACUCACUUCGCGGAGAAGCCCUACAAGUGUCAUCAAUGCACAAAGCGCUUCAGUUGGAUAAGCUACCUGAAGCGCCACAUGAUGACUCACUCCGAGGAGAAGCCCUACAUGUGUGACCAAUGCGCGAAACGCUUCAGCCUGAAAGGCGUCCUGAAGAUCCACAAGAGGAGGGCUCACUCUGGGAAGAAGCCCUACAGGUGUGACCUAUGCACAAAGCACUUCGAACAGCAAUGGGACCUGAAGUGCCACAUUAGGACUCAUUUCGGCGAGAAGCCCUACCAGUGUGACAACUGCACGAAGCGCUUCAGUCGGAAAAUCAACCUGAUGCGUGGUCAGGGUCAGCAAAUAUUGGCCGAGUUACAGAGUAUUUCAGAGGGGGAAUCUGAUGGAGAAGCAGAGGAACUGGCAUGCGAGCUAGAGAGUGAUGAUGAGAGAGCUGAUGAUGGAAGUGGCGCUGUUAAAGAAUCUGAUUCAGGUUCAGAAUCAGAACCUGAGGCGACCACAUCAAUGGAAGAGACAUCACCAUCCAUGCAAGAGAAAGCACGAGAUGGUACCAUAUGGAUUGAACAACCCCCUGGCCUUUCGAGAGGCAGAGCAACAGAGGCCAAUGUCAUGAGAGAACCUCCAGGGCCCACACCUCGCGCCAAGGAAAAUAUCACAGAUCCACUGAGCAGUUUACUGUGUUUGCUUGACACGGAAAUGUGGGAACAGAUUCUAAAGUAUACUCAGGCCGAAGCUGACCGAAACAAUGCUCAUAUGUUCAAUGCGACAAUGGACCAACUAAAAGCAUUUGUGGGUCUCGUUUAUUUGAGGGGUAUUGCCGGCGGGAAAAACCUGAAACUGGAGGACUUCUGGUCUGCUGAAAUGGGAAAUCCUGUUUUCAAGGAAACAAUGCCUCGCCAGAAUUUCAGAGAUAUCAUGCGCUAUCUGCGCUUUGAUGACAAGAGCACGAGGGCUGCCCGCCUUCUGGAGGACAAAUUUGCCAUGAUAUCGGAGACAUUUGAUCGAUUUGUGAAAAACAGCACUGCUUCUUACACGCCUGGGGAGAACAUAACAGUUGGUGAACAAUUGUUCCCCACCAAGGCGCGCUGUCGUUUCACACAGUACAUGGCAAAUAAACCGGAUAAAUUUGGCAUAAAAUUCUGGGUAGCCGCUGAUGUUGAAACCAAAUACAUGUUGAAUGCCCAUCCCUAUCUAGGGAAAGACAACAGUAGGCCUUCUGGACAGCGCUUAUCAGACAAUGUUGUGCUUCGUCUGAUGGAGCCAUUCCUGGAGAAAGGAAGAAAUGUAACGACAGAUGAUUACUUUACCUCGUUAUCACUGGCAAACACUCUUUUGGCGCACAAAACCACUAUUGUUGGCCCAAUGAAUAGAAUCAGACGAGAGAUGCCCCCGUGUACAAAGGCACAGAUGGAAAGAUUCUCCUCCAAGGUGCUGAGGGCUGGGGAAGCCACACUCACCAUUUACCAGGGAAAACCACGCAAAAACGUCAGCCUCCUCAGCACAAUGCACCAGACAGUUUCAACUGACAAUGGCCCCAAGAAAAUGCCUGAAACUGUUGCCCACUACAACAGCACUAAAUAUGUCGUUGAUGUUAUGGACCAGAUGGCACGCUUGUAUUCAGUGAAGGGAGGGACCAGGCGUUGGCCUGUAGCUGUGUUCUACAACAUCCUAGACCUGGCUGCAAUCAAUGCACACAUUCUGUACAAACAGUGCAUGGGCGUCCACAUGACCAGAAAGAGAUUUAUUCUGGAGCUUGUGAAACAGCUGUGUGCGCCUCAGAGAAUGGCCAGGACUGCGUCAUUAGUGGCAGCAUCAGAGGCACGUAGGCGACUUCUGAUUGAAACUCCUUCCCCACCUACCAAAAGGAAAAAGUGUCAAGUCGGCAGAUGUAGUGGGAACAAAACUAGUGACGUCUGUGAGUCAUGUAGGCGACUUGUCUGUGGGAAAUGCACUGAGCCUUCUAAGAUUAUCUGCUGUGAAUGUUGAUUAGACUUUGCUGAAA
This is a messenger RNA of Gadus chalcogrammus (walleye pollock), 8744 nucleotides long. RefSeq lists its product as uncharacterized. Lineage: Eukaryota; Metazoa; Chordata; Actinopteri; Gadiformes; Gadidae. Bases 113 to 8728 code for a protein of 2871 amino acids. The transcript is spliced from 18 exons. Gene Ontology annotation, molecular function: DNA-binding transcription factor activity; RNA polymerase II cis-regulatory region sequence-specific DNA binding. Gene Ontology annotation, biological process: regulation of transcription by RNA polymerase II. The record is from RefSeq and is a predicted model, not a curated record.